AUGAACAUGAUCCGUAAGUGGGGGAAGAAGGCCUCCUACCCCAGCUUGUUGGAUCCUGAACAAAGUGAGGGUGCGCACGAGAAGGUGCUGUGCUUGAAGAAGGGAGCACUGCUAAAGCAGGUGUUUGCACUCAGCAGAGCGGCAACACCCAGAGAAAGCUGUCUGUGUGCUGCAGGUGAUGCGCUCCUGAGUUGCCACAGACACUACAGAUCUCGUCCUACGCAUGGUAUCGGGAGGUUUAAAUACCUGCUCCCAAAGGAGACUCCAAAAAGGAAAAAGGAUAAAGUACAGAUGAAAGAGAUAAAUGUUGGAACCGAAUAUGAGUAUGGAGAUAUCAACAUCCAGAUGACUUCCUAUGAUUUGUGUCUCGUGGAGCAUUUUGCUCAGUACGUGCACAGACUUUGCAACCGUCUCUCCAUCAGAGUGAACGAAAGCUACGCCAUGCCCACCAAAACCAACGAAGUGCUGUUCUUGGAAGAGCGAGGUUCCAAAAUGCAGCUGGAUGCGGUCCUUACUACCCACCAGAGGGUUGUGCAGAUCACCGGUUUGAGUUCAACGUUUGCUCCGAUACUCUUGGAAGUUAUUCAGAGUAGUCAGCCUGAAGGGGUCCAUCUGUUAGUGAAAGAGCACACAGAAGCUGACUUCAAGAGCCGAUUAAAGUCUCGACCAGAACUUGAAGAGCUGCUAGCGCAGAUGAACUGA
Pterocles gutturalis (yellow-throated sandgrouse) is the source of this 702-nucleotide messenger RNA. It is a transcript of the gene MRPL48, whose product is annotated as mitochondrial ribosomal protein L48. The transcript is spliced from 8 exons. The record is from RefSeq and is a predicted model, not a curated record. The coding region runs from base 1 to 702 and encodes 233 amino acids. Lineage: Eukaryota; Metazoa; Chordata; Aves; Pterocliformes; Pteroclidae. Gene Ontology annotation, cellular component: mitochondrial ribosome.